AUCCAGAUCACCUACAUUUGGCCGGUUGGUUGAGGCACGCGAGCUGCUACUGCUGCUGCUGCUGCUGCUGGAAGAUGCGUGGCACCGUAAUUGUCGAGGUAGUAGCUGCUGCGACCUUCGUUUAUGUCGUAGCGGCGCAAGAGACGACGUCGCUUUUCCUGCCCUACUUCGCGCCUGGACAUCCAUUGCUGGCAUCUAUCGUUGACGCUGACCACACCGCAACAACGUACUCUGUCGCCUGCUCCAUCCACGAGCCUACUGUCCUCAAUGGGUGCCGCGUUCCUAUACCUUUCUACCUUACCUCGGGGCCGACAUUCAUGCAUGCGACAAUGUCGUUGCCGUCUACAUCCGAAAUACGCACCCACACCACAACCCGCCUCUCCAUCCCCCUCGCAAGCGAAUACCUCUACCUCUUCCCCGCCUACACCGAAGACGCCUACUGCCACCUCCUCCCCACCUCCGCCUCCUGUCUCGUGACCGCCACCGGUGGCGCGCUGACAGUGCCUACAUUCACGAAUAGACGGACGCUGGUGGGGGAUGGGUUUUGGGGGGGGUGGAGGGAGGCGGUCGUUACGGAUGUUAUGCCGAGGAGUUAUGCGUUGGGGGGUGGGGGUGGGAGAGAAGAAGGGAAAGGGAAAGGAAAAAAGGAGAAGGGGGAGGGGGAGGAGAGAGUAUGGAAGAAGUCGGUGGUUAGUGAGAUUCCGCAGACGCUGGAUGUGGUGGGAGAGAAGGCGGAGGGGGUGAAGACGCCGGCGAGGACGGGGGGAGGUGUGGUACCGAAGGAGACGGGUGGUGGGGUGGUCGCAGGGGGAGGAGGGAUGAUGACAACGACCGCUAUGCCGGGCUCAGAAAUUGCUUCUGGCUCUGCGACUCCUGAUGCGGAUGUUGAAGUAGGAGGUGAAGCUGCAAUUGGGAGUGGAGAAGCCCAUAUAGACACCCUCACGACUACGAAGACCGAGUCUCGAGAGAUAACAGAAACAAAGAUCAUAACUGAGACAGCGGUGGUAACAGAAACUCUCAUUGUUACUGAGCUCGCCGUCGUCACUGACACAGGUGUGCGGCGGAGUGAUGAUCAGAGGAGUGUCAGAAAGGAGAAUUUAUGA
Messenger RNA from Pseudogymnoascus verrucosus, 1103 nucleotides. RefSeq lists its product as uncharacterized. Lineage: Eukaryota; Fungi; Ascomycota; Leotiomycetes; Thelebolales; Thelebolaceae. Bases 75 to 1103 code for a protein of 342 amino acids. The transcript is spliced from 3 exons. The record is from RefSeq and is a predicted model, not a curated record.